AUGUCUACAGAGUGCAAACAUUGUUCGUCGUGUACAUCAGCAUUACAGCAAUCAGCUAAGCGUCUAAACAGUCAACAACGUUUGGAAGAUCGGAAUACAGCACGGGAGCAACGAGAACAAGAUCUUAAUAUAUCAACAACACAAAGAGAACAAGACAAAUUAAUUGCACGACUUCAGCGAGAGGAAGUUGAAAUACGGCGUUGCUCAAUAUUUGAAUAUAUCUGCAAUAUGUCUCGAAAGCAACGUGAGCAUGAAGUUGGCCUCGAAGAGAAGCGUCACCAAGAGACGUUUGCCCAACAGAAGCAUGAAUUAGAAUUGGACGAAAAACGUCACAAAGAUACACUUGUCUAA
Molecule: messenger RNA, 351 nt
Organism: Rotaria socialis
Lineage: Eukaryota; Metazoa; Rotifera; Eurotatoria; Philodinida; Philodinidae
Source: the annotation of a GenBank genome assembly